GCAUCCGCAUCCGCAUCCGCAUCCGCAUCCGCAUUCCCGAGACAGUCAUCGAGAUGCAGCCAGAUCUGCCACCGCAGCCGCAGCCGAAACCCCAGGAGGAGGUGCAACGGGGCCGCCAGCCAGCAAACCGGCCCCGCGAGCCCCGCAAGUUUGGCCCAUCACCUCCUCCAAUCCUUCGCGAUCACAAAAAUAAUACAAAAUACAUCCGCGGCGAGCUGCUGGGAGAGGGCGGCUUUGCCAGAUGCUACAAAGUGCAGGACGGCAAUGGCAGCGGCGAACUGAAAGCAGCCAAGGUGAUCCCCAAGGCCUCGCUCAGAACCGAGAAGCAAAAGAACAAACUCUUUUCAGAAAUCAAGAUCCACCGGCAAAUGUCACAUCCAAAUAUUGUCCAGUUUCACCACGUCUUUGAAGACGACAAUUUUGUUUAUAUGAUUUUGGAGCUAUGCGAGAACAAAACAUUUGUAGAUCUCCUCAAAGUCCGGAGGCGCCUGACGGAACCAGAAGUGCGAUACUACAUGCUUCGGCUCCUCGCUGCGCUGAUGUAUAUGCACAGUCAAAAAGUCAUCCAUAGAGAUAUCAAGCUCGGAAAUAUCUUCCUAACUAAAUCCAUGGACCUCAAAAUCGGAGACUUUGGGCUGGCAGCAAUCCUGAAGCACGACGGAGAACGGAAAAAAACCAUAUGCGGAACGCCGAAUUACAUUGCCCCUGAAGUUCUGUUCGACACCCAAAACGGCCACAGUUUCGAAGUCGACACCUGGUCGCUCGGUGUCGUCAUGUAUACACUUCUCAUUGGACGCCCGCCUUUCCAGACCAAGGAGGUCAAAGCGAUAUACAAAAACAUCCGUGACAACAUCUAUGGGUUCCCUCCGCAGAUAUACGUGUCGAACAUGGCCAAGGAGAUCAUUUCGUCCUUGCUCAACACACGACCAGAACAUCGUCCCUCUAUCAGCGACGUCCUUGACAGCGACUUUUUCGUACGCGAGUUUAUGCCGGCCCAGAUCCCUAUUACUGCAUUAACAACUGCACCUCAGUGGGAGCAGAGACCCACUCAGCUGUUGCAAGAGAAAUCGCAGCAGCCCGUGUAUCCCGAAGAUGAAGACUGUGAGCCAAAUGGUACCCAUCGAGCCGAGGAUCAGCAUAUCGUACGGAGUAACGGUGAAGCCCAUCAGCGGACAAACGGAACUUGGCCUCAGAAGCCGCAAAGCCCAUAUCCCCGACCGACGGCGAGUGGCCAGGAGAAUAUACCCCCUACCCACCCAAAUCGGUUCACAUCACAAGAGCUUUCCCAUCCGCACCAGAGCCCGAUGAAGCAGCAUGCAGCCAACGGAGUCCGUCCGCUCGGGGUCUUGGAUACUCGUGGAUCAAUGCAGUCGCCGAGUGUCCGCUCCUACGGCGUUCAACGGGCAUCGGUCCCAGAAAACGGUGCCCGUGCAACUCGCCGCACAUACACAACGGCCUCUGAUCCCCUGGAUCCGCCUCAAGAGCAAUUUGUGCGAUACCCGUCGUAUCCUGGUGUCGCGCCGAGCCCGAGCCACCAUGAGCGCGACCAACCACUUCAGUCAGAGAUGCAGAAUCUGCAUCUUGGGAUGGCCAACCCAGCGAGUCCGCGCGUGCAUUGGGCAGAGCAACAGCCCCACCCACACAGCUACGAGCCAACGACAAGGAUGGCAGUCAGCGAACCACGUGGAAACCUGCAUCCUUCUGCACAGGCCGCAUAUGCGUCCAAUGGACACAGAUACGCCAGUGUACCAGAAUUGUACGAGGAAGACUUUGAGGUUGCGCCGGCACUCUUGGGUUACCGGCGUGAUCUGGGAUUACAACGGCAGUACUCACGGGAUCCGCGCUUGCACCACGAAGAGCAGCAACGCCUACUUGAAUACGAGAAGCAGCGGGCGUUGGAGGAGCAUCAGAGACUCGAGUACCACCGCCAGCUUGAGCUGGAGCAACAGCAGCUCCUCGAGGAGAAGCUGGCGCUUGAGCAGCGGUACUUGGAAGAGCAGUAUCUGAUUAACCGACCACGAGGCAUCAAUGUAGCUCUUGCUCGAGAACAGGCCGAGGCCCUUGUCGAGGCGAUGCAGCAGGUGCACUCAGAACGCCAUGCGCCAAGGUCGACGUCGCCGCCGAGACCCCCGGCUCUGGAGUCGCCGUCUCCGCUAUCAUCGCCUGGCCCGUCGCCGCGCACGCCCAAUCCGAUGGAGGCGUCACCUCGGACCCGCUCCGGCUCGCCACAGUCACAAUACUAUAGCUACCAGAAAGAUGGCGCUCUGCCGAACCGACAAGACAUCCCUCCGCCCAUGUCUCCUGCAAGAUCUACCCGGCCGGAUCUUGUCGACGGCACGCCUCAACGCGUGACGACAUCACAAAAGCAUCUCGGCGUGCUCGAGCUGAUCUAUCACAACGUCUGCCAAGCAAUCGAUGCACACGAGCAAGGGAUGGAGGUGCCCACAAACGAGGCCAUGUACGAUCAAAAGCUCUUCCAGCUACCGCCGUGCUUCAUUAUCAAGUGGAUCGACUACUCAAACAAAUAUGGGCUUGGCUACAUGCUGAAGGACGGCUCCGUUGGUGUGCACUUCAACGACUCCACAAGCAUGAUCAUGUCAUCCAAUAAUGUAAACUUUGACUAUCUCCACAAGGCGUCAAACCAAACAACACUGCUGCGCAAGUCCUACAUGUGCGACAGCUAUCCGGCUGAGCUAGAGAAGAAGGUGACGCUGCUGAAGCACUUCAAAACGUACAUGGAGGACAAUCUGUACAAGACGCCGGAACAGGAGCAGGAGACGCCUGAGCCCAAGGCCAGCAACCUGGACUUUUUGACAAAGUACCUGCGAACCAAGCAGGGCGUUGUCUUCCGGUUCAGCAAUCACACACUACAGUUCAACUUCUCGAACCGGACCAAGCUCAUCCUGAGCCACGAAGGUCGAUCGCUGACAUGGGUGGAUGAGGACAGACGCGCCAUAACGCUGCCUCUCGUGCUUGCUCUGGAGCGCAGCGAUCCUGUUAUACACGAGAAAGCAAAGUAUGUCCGGGAUGUCAUCGGACUCAUGAUCUCCCGGAAGCAGAAACGGACGCAGACUGGCCAUUUGGAUGAUAGAGUCGAGUGAAGCGCGAAUCACCGCAGCACUUCGCCAUCCUCCUCCCUCUCCCUCCUCCCUCCUCCCUGCAAAGCGCCAAGUUGCUGUGAAUAUAGUUCCUGCUACUCCUGCGGCGUUGGCCCUCUC
Molecule: messenger RNA, 3218 nt
Organism: Polychytrium aggregatum
Lineage: Eukaryota; Fungi; Chytridiomycota; Chytridiomycetes; Polychytriales
Exons: 16
Coding region: 54-3101 (1015 amino acids)
Biological process (GO): regulation of protein localization to mitotic spindle pole body; protein phosphorylation; regulation of cytokinesis
Cellular component (GO): spindle pole; centrosome; spindle pole body
Molecular function (GO): ATP binding; protein kinase activity; protein binding
Source: RefSeq, a predicted model, not a curated record